AUGUGCUGUCAUGCAGCCAUGCAGAUUGACCUAUGCGGUGGCAUAUUUGGUCUUCCCGAGUUUGCUUCUGCCCCACCUGUGCUCACCUUUGCGUCAGUAAUCCAGGGUGAGUUUACUUCUGGGAAGCGCCAGACUGAUGUGGUGCCCAUCGUCAACGAGGCCCUGACCCGACGUAUGCUUGCCUUCACGAUGUCCACGCGUUCCGUCAGGAAGGAGAAUCAAGCCAAGAUGUACAAGAUUGUCCGCUUUGUCGGCCACGGCAUCCUCAAUCGAGCGGUGGAGGGUGCGAAACGUAGCAAACACAAUGCUGCAUUGGGCAUCGGAUUUCUGACGCCACCCGACAUCGUCAUUGAGUUGUGCGGCAAACGCUCUACAAUCAAGCGCUUCUUUCAAGAGUUCACUGAGCAGGAGCAGCGAUUCAAUACAAAGUUUGACCGGCAAAUAGUUUUUGGCUUGGCGCACAACGAUUUGCACGGCGGGAACCUACUGCUCGACUCACAAGGGCUAGUCUGGCUGAUAGAUUUCGCGACAGUGAAGGAUAACGUCCACGUGCUCAUGGACCUCUCAAAGUUCCUUGCGUCUUGUCUCUUCUUGUAUCUGGAGGAUCAUGUGAACGAGUCGCACAUCCAAACGUUUGCGAAGCUGCUGUUCGCCACACCCGAUGCCACAACAGCGCUGCCUUUAAUCGGAGGGGAGCAGCUCAAGAGCGAUCCGACGGCCACAUUUGUGCUUGAGCUGCUGACACGCAUCAGGCACUGUAUCUGCAUCUACGAGAUUGGUGACGACGUCCCAGACAACGACGGCGUUCCAUUCGCUUUGGCUUUCUUCUCGUGGUCGGCGCGAAUGCUCUCAUACAGUGAGCCGAGCAUACACCAGAAGACCCGUGCUUCUUUCUUUGCCCUUGCAGGCGCUCAGCGAGUGAUGUGGGAAGCUGGCGUUGACGUCGGACCCACAGCGCUGGAAUGGAUUGAGCAGUGCCGCACAGUCUGGGAGGGCCAGAAAGGCGCCGACUGA
This is a messenger RNA of Prorocentrum cordatum, 1014 nucleotides long. Lineage: Eukaryota; Dinophyceae; Prorocentrales; Prorocentraceae. The record is from the annotation of a GenBank genome assembly.